AUGCUUAUCAUUAGUCUACUUAGUUUUGUCGAUAAAUCUACUAUAAAGGGAUGCAAACAUACGGAUUAUUUAAUAAAGUAUGGAUACCUGACACCACAAAAUCCUCAGACUGGUGCCUUAAGAACAGAAGAAUCGGUGUCGUAUGCUUUGAAAAGAUUACAGAGAAUGGGUGGAGUCAAUGAAACUGGAAAGUUAGAUGAAGCUACUAAACAUCUGAUGACGUUGCGGCGAUGUGGUGUACCUGAUAACGUUGGGAUGGGUAUUGGUGCCAGAAGGAAACGAUACGCAUUACAAGGAAGUAAAUGGGCUAAAAAAGAUUUAACAUAUCGAACAUCAUCCUACCCACGUGGUCUACCAACACACCAAGUUGAUGAUCAGGUGUACAAGUCACUAGAGAUUUGGUCGAAAGUAACCCCAUUGACCUUUACAAGAAAAGACUAUGGAAAAGUAGACCUUGAUAUCAAGUUUGCAAGACGUUCUCAUGGUGAUGGAAAUCCUUUUGAUGGUCGAGGAAGAACGCUUGCUCAUGCUUUCUUUCCACAAUAUGGAGGCGCUGCUCAUUUUGAUGACGAGGAACCUUGGAGUAUAGAAGUUCCUGAUGGUGUAAAUCUAUUUCAAGUUGCAGCUCAUGAAUUUGGUCAUUCAUUAGGACUAGCACAUUCAGACGUGAGCACAGCUUUAAUGGCACCGUUCUACAGAGGUUAUCAGAAAUAUUUUGAAUUGAGUCGAGAUGAUGUGGGUGCUAUACAAGAGCUUUAUGGAACCAAGUCAUCCAAUAAACCUAUCAAACCACCAACCAGAGAUCCCACGUUACGUGUACCUAAGAUAUGCCUAGAUUCUACUGUCGAUGCUGUAGCUAGACUUACUGAUGGCUUAACGUAUAUGUUUAAAGGAAAGCAUUACUACAGAUUAAAUGGGUAUGGAAUUGACCCUGGAUAUCCUCGCGAGAUCUCGUGGGAUUGGGCGGGAUUAGAAGGACCAAUAGACGCUGUUGUUCAUUGGGAUAAUGGAUUUACAUACUUUUUUAAGGGCGAAUUUUAUUAUAAAUUUCACAACUUCCGCUUAAUAUAUGCCAAGUUAAUCACUGAAGGAUUUCGAGGUAUACCUAAUGAUGUAGAUGCCGUGUUUGUAUGGGGUGGUAAUGGUAAAACAUAUUUCUUCAAAGGAAAUGAGUACUGGAGGUACACAGACAGAAAAGUUGAUUUCGGUUAUCCUAAGCCAUUAACAGUAUGGAGGGGUUUACCUGCAAAAAUUGAUGCAGCAUUUAAAUGGAGGAAUGGUAGAACGUAUUUUUUCAGUGGUGCAAAUUAUUACAGAUUCCAUGAUAAUAAGUUUAAGGUUGAUGAAGGUUAUCCAAGAAACAUUGGAAACUGGUGGUUAGGUUGUCCUGAUAAAACAGAAAACCUACACCAGGGUGGAACUGGUGUAGAAGACGGCAAUAUGAGGCAGCAUACACCGAGUCUGGAAUCAGAUGUCAAUCAGGAUGACGAACUGGUGCUCGUGACGCAAGCAGACGAUAAUACCAGCGAUCAACCAAUCAGUGCUUCAGUGAAUUUAAAAAUAAACUUUUUGAUUUUAAUAUUUUCACUUUUCAUAAAUCUUGGAAGUUGA
This is a messenger RNA of Lottia gigantea (owl limpet), 1611 nucleotides long. RefSeq lists its product as hypothetical. The transcript has 11 exons. Gene Ontology annotation, molecular function: metalloendopeptidase activity; zinc ion binding. The record is from RefSeq and is a predicted model, not a curated record. Bases 1 to 1611 code for a protein of 536 amino acids. Gene Ontology annotation, cellular component: extracellular matrix. Lineage: Eukaryota; Metazoa; Mollusca; Gastropoda; Lottiidae. Gene Ontology annotation, biological process: proteolysis; extracellular matrix organization; collagen catabolic process.